AUGGCUGGGUAUUCUCCCUCACCGCACAAACCUCGAUCGCGGGGACAACAAUCCAAAAAAGCCAUGUUGGACGAGACAACGUCAACGACCAGGCGUACAAGCGGAAAUCAACCCACGUAUCCAUUGGCCUCUUUACUUUGGUCUGCACGCAGUUCGACAUCACAAUGGGUGGUACUUCCUCUGAUAUUAAUGGCAGUGGGGUUGUUCAGAUGGGCCGCUGGACUAUGGGGAUAUUCUGGAUAUCAAAGCCCUCCGAUGCAUGGCGACUACGAAGCUCAGAGACACUGGAUGGAGAUUACAACUCAGCUUCCCGUUUCACAAUGGUAUUUCCACGACCUCGAAUGGUGGGGAUUGGAUUAUCCGCCCUUGACUGCAUAUCACAGUUGGGUUUUAGGAAAGAUCGGGGGACUUAUAAACCCGUCGUGGUUCGCUCUACACACGUCGCGAGGACUCGAUGACCCAACCAUGAAGGUAUUCAUGAGAGCUACGGUUAUUGUCUCCGAAUACUUAGUGUUUGUACCAGCGGCGGUCAUCUUCGUUCGACGAUUAAGCAAGCUCCAAGCUGUCAAUAUGUGGACUGCAUCAAUCGCAUUAACGGCGAUACUCAUGCAGCCCGGAUCAAUCCUUAUUGACCAUGCACAUUUUCAAUACAAUACUGUAAUGCUUGGGUUGGUUCUGGCUAGCAUGUCUAGUGUACUCGCUGGCAGAUACAUGUGGAGCUGUGUAUUUUUUGUCAUGGCAUUAGGAUUUAAACAGAUGGCCUUAUACUAUGCGCCUGCGAUGUUCGCAUACCUAUUAGGUGUCUGCAUCUUUCCUGUCAAUAUUCCUAGGUUUUUAGGGAUCGCGAUUGUAACUUUGGCAUCAUUCGCGACUUUAUUCCUGCCUCUGUUCUUGGGUGCUAUCUACGAGAAAUCUCAAGGUAUCAGUGCUCGACCAGAGCUUGAUGGUUUCGCCGCGCCAUUACCAAUUCUUUCUCAUAUUUCAUAUAAACUCGAUUAUCGCGCCUGGUAUUAUCCUCUCCUACAGCAAGGCGCACAGGUCAUAUAUCGUGUGUUCCCUUUUGCACGAGGUCUUUUUGAGGAUAAGGUAGCCAACUUUUGGUGCGCACUGAAUGUCGUUGUCAAGCUUCGGAACUUCGAUAAGGACCUUCAGAAAGCAUCGCUACUUUUCACCUUAGCCUCAAUUACUCCUCCAUGCUUUAUCAUAUUUUUCAAGCCACGGAGAGAUCUAUUACCUUUGGCUUUAGCAACAUCAGCAUGGGGAUUCUUUCUCUUCAGUUUUCAGGUUCACGAGAAAAGCGUUUUGCUGCCACUGAUGCCGAUGACUGUGAUGCUUGCUGGUCGAGGAGGGCUUAGCAAAAAUAUUCGAUCCUGGAUAGGAUUUGCGAAUGUGCUUGGUGUCUUUACCAUGUUUCCAUUGUUGCAAAGAGAAGAGUUACGAAUUCCCUACUUUGUCCUGGUUCUGUUGUGGCUGUACCUUCUUGGACUUCCGCCUUUUUCUUUUGAAGUGUAUGCGCAAUUUAACGACGGUAAUUGGGUAGGAUUCGGAACAACGUUAAUUCAUACGGUCUUCUAUGAGGCGAUGCUCGGUUGGCAUUUAGGAGAAGUGUUCUACAAGCCACCACACAUGUAUCCGGAUCUCUGGGUAAUCUUAAAUGUUGGAAUUGGUGUCGCUGGAUUUGGUAUUUGUUAUCUAUGGUGUUUAUGGUCUCUGGCGGUCGAAAGUGGCUUUCUGGAUUCCUCGAAAUCGGAGAAGACGAAAACGAAGGCGAAGAAGGUUCAAUGA
Molecule: messenger RNA, 1785 nt
Organism: Sclerotinia borealis F-4128
Lineage: Eukaryota; Fungi; Ascomycota; Leotiomycetes; Helotiales; Sclerotiniaceae
Source: the annotation of a GenBank genome assembly